AUUAGGACUAGGUGAGGUGAGGGAUGGCAUAAUUCUUAGUGGAGGGGACUCCCUGGAGACCCCUUUGGUUGUUUUUUUUUACAACCCAUGUUCCAAACCCAGACUAUGGAACUUCCUGCUUGUCUUCAGGAUUUAAAGGAUUAAUUGUGGAAUAUUAAAAGCACAUUCAGAGUAGCAUUCAGAGUAGUGAGUGAUGGACCUGAUCUACUGGCGGGAGAUGGGCAGAACAGGGGUGGUGUUGACCGGGUUGGUGUUGGGGCUUCUCUGCCUGUUCCAGCUCAGUGCCAUUACUGUGAUUUCCACCAUGUCCCUGAGCAUCAUGUGCUUCACGCUCCCUGUCCGGCUGCUAUACAAGGCCCUGGAGCUGUUCCACUGGGGCAGUGGAGCCCACCCAUUCCAGUCUUACAUCGAGCCUGAUGCCAACCUGACAGAUGAGCAGACAAUAGUCUAUGUUCAGCAGAUUGUUGUCCUGACAGCCUCCGCCAUCACCAAAAUCAAGCAGCUGUUCUUUGUUGCAGAUCUGACCGACUCCAUCAAGUUUGUAGUGCUCAUGUACCUGCUGACCUACGUGGGGGUCCUCUGUAAUGGCCUCACCCUGCUGAUCAUUGGUGUGAUUUGUAUGUUCUCUGUCCCCCUUUUCUACAAACGACAGCAGGAACAGAUUGAAAAGAUUGGGACAGCAGUUUCCUCUCCAAUUAAAAAAAUUACAAACCUAAUUUGCUAUUUGGUUCAAAGGACCAAAUCUCCUCCUGUGCCAGCUCCCACAUCUACUCCAGGAUCCAAAACGAAAGCCAAGACAAAAUAGAUAAGAGAAGAAGAAUGGGUGGAGGAAUGUUAUGUAAAGGUUUUAAGAGCUAGAGUAAAAAGUGUUGCAUGUAAAAUUCUCUUAGUUGCUUAGUAAGGUUAGUUUGUUGUAUACCAAUACCAGUCUGAAAUCUCCAAGGGGACUGGUAAAGCUCCUGAAUUAACUGUCCUCUGUUUCUUAGCUACAGAUGGUUGGGAUUGGUGUUUCUGGUGUUAUUUUACAGUACAGAACCACAUUAUUGUAUUUCACCAUGCCCCAUAAUUAAUUUAUAUAAGUAAAGUCAAACUGGAGUGAUUCAGCUCCAUUUAAUGUUAAAAACACAGAGCUGAGUAUCUGGUUUGUUGUGUAAAAUCUGUCACAACGUUCGUGCUGGUAAUGAUCCUGCCUUGUUUUGCUGUUGUGCUUUUUAUUUUCAAUCCAGACAAAAUGUAUUCAGGUACAAUUUAAUAUUGUAUAAUAUUUAUAAAUAUAUGUAGGGCUGAUACCCCUAUAUGAUGAUACCUUUCAAAAUAUCUUGCUCUUAAUUAAGCAAUUAAUUGCCCCUUGACUCAAUGGAGGGGACUUUUACUGUACUGGUGCUUCAAGCUGUAUCAACCCACUAAACCCUGAUGGAAUAGAUGAGUCAAAAAGCAGCGGUCCCAUUCAAAUGUUGCGACUUGCAUGAUUGAGAUUGAAUAGUUGAAUUAUGUACACAAAAACAUUUGUUUCCCUCGUAAUAAAUGUUAAAUUAUUGGAUAAAAUAAAAUACAAAAGUGCCAUUGUAAUGUAA
Molecule: messenger RNA, 1574 nt
Organism: Anguilla anguilla (European eel)
Lineage: Eukaryota; Metazoa; Chordata; Actinopteri; Anguilliformes; Anguillidae
Gene: rtn2b
Product: reticulon 2b
Exons: 7
Coding region: 194-805 (203 amino acids)
Source: RefSeq, a predicted model, not a curated record